AUCUCCAUUUGUGACCUUCGCCCGCUCAGAGGGCUUGGGGACAUGGAAGAUAGGGAGUCGAGCACUGCGUCUUCCAUCGACUUCUACGAUUCCGAGAAGAAGCCGGACAAUCAUUUGGAGUCUGUUCCAAGUGAUGCCGGCGCUGUGGAGCGCAAAGCUGACGAUAUCUUGUCUGUCGAGGAGAAGAAGCGGAGGCUUGCUUCUUCAUCUCCCUCCACCCCAUGCAACUUGAAGCCAUGUGCUGGCCUUCCGCCAGAAGUGUGGCAGCAUAUCUUUCUCUUUUGUUCUCUUCAUGACCUUGGUCGAUUGCUCCAAGUCAAUCGAUCCUUUCAUUCUUAUCUCACAGACGUAUCCAGCGUCUCAUUUUCUGACCCAAACCCUGGGUCUUUGCAUCUCUUAAAGUCGUCCGAGUCCAUUUGGGCUUUUGUUCGCAAUACACUGCCUGUCAAACCUCCAAAACCUCCUCGAGGUUUCUCCGAGUUGCAGGUGUGGCAGCUUGUUUGGUCUAAACGAUGCCAAUUUUGUCGGAGACUGAGCUCUUUCAUUCCAGGAGACAAGAUUUGGCAGAAGGGACCCAGCACAUGUGGUGUCCGCACCAUAUGGCCCUUUGGGAUCAAGUCUUGUGGGCCGUGUUUGAUGGAUCAAAGCCAAACCGACGCCAGCCUUCUCUUCUCUUCCGCCUCGGCCCUACGCCCUGCCCUCCCGUUUGCCUUGAUAACAAGCGAUCAUCACUAUGUCCCUGCGUAUACUUUGCAAGCCGCUACCACCCCUCCUGGCCUCGAGAUAUCCAAAUUUUACUACAAAAAACACGUGGAGGACAUCGAAAAGGAGCUGAAAGAUGCGCUCAGCCUGGGGAGUGGGGCCGCUGAGGAAUGGUCCAAGGGACUGGAAGCUCGUGGGAUUGAAUGCAUGAGGGUAGUGGAGCAAUGGGAGCGCUGGGAAGUCAAAUACCAGUGGUGGACGACUCAUCAUGGCCCGAAACAAGCGACCUCGGCAGCAUUGGAUCUUUCUUCCACUGCAUCGACACUACCGGAGAAACCCAAGUCGCCAGCGCGCCAACCAUCAUCUCCUGUAAUACAUUCACCGGUCCCAACGGCCACACCCUCGAGGUUCGUACAGUCGCGGCCCCCAACCAUCCCUCAUCAGUACACACCUCAGCCAGGACCAACCAGCGGUGGCCAAUCCAUGCGGGGGAAUCUUCAUGAGGCGAACGAAGCCAAAGCAAAUCGCAAGGCGGAUAUAGAGCGAAGAUGCCAAGAUAUCAACCCACCGAUCCCACCAAAUGUACUGCGCCACAUGGAUUCUUUCAAGGCAGCUUUGCAGAUCUCCCAGCCAAUGACCGAGCAUGCAUGGAGCGUACUUGAACCCCGUCUUCUUGCCCAACUGCCUGCUGCCCAACAAGCCGAGGCAGACCACGUGGCACGCGCUGCUUCAGUAUCGAAAUUGCCCGAACGCCGUCCUCCAGAAGUCAACUCUAAAGAAGCCAAGGAAGUCAUGGAUCGUGAAUGGGAUGAAACGCAACAACCGGUGCGCGAAAAGUUGAGUGUAACCGCCGAUGAAUACAUUAAUCGGACCUGGGACCAAGGACGAACAGUAACCUAUGAAAAUAGCCCCAAGUUCGCCGUUGACUUGUUGGUAUAUGUGCGUCUCAAAUACUAUAGUGAUGCGGAGAAAGCAGUGCCUGCGAGUACCUGGGACACCAAGUUUACCCCGGAGAACAUCAAUGCGAGCUCUAGGCCCAAAUUGGUUUUGGAGAACAUGAAAUGGGUAUAUGACAACAAAGUCAAGCCUCUAACAGAACAGUAUCGCAAAGAAAUCUUCCUGUGUUAUCGCUGCGAGAGCAAUUACAAGUAUUAUGGAUUUGAAGGCGUUAUUCAACACUAUGGAGCCAAGCACACUAAUGCAUUCAGCGUUGGCAAUGUUGUUGUCGCAUGGAGAGAAGCCGAAUGGCCUGCAGAAACACCUUUUCAUCCAGAUCCCAUAUCUGUGAAGCAUGCUUACCACGCUACCCCCAAUCCAUCAAGCCACGCUGGUUAUGGUGCAUAUUAUGGUGGGUACUCCCGCGCAGGCACUUCAACUCCACAUACGCAGGCCCAUCUUCCACAGGUCAGCCCAGGUCCAUAUCAUUAUGCUGGCCAUUACAACGGACCUUUUGCCCCACCACAGAUUCGUUCUUCUGUGACACCGGGUUACGACUACAACAAUCAGGCGUACGGCGUACCGAUGGAUAGUUACCAGUACCAAUCCAUGGCACCACCAACAGGUUACGGCCCUCCUGGAAACGGAUAUUUGGCGUCCUCUUCCAUGCCCAUUCCGACAAUGACAGGAUCGCUUCCAGCCAACCAUCGCCAGGAUGAUAUACUUCACAGGCCAGAGGAAAGUGAUCAUCGUACAGGUCUCUACGAUAAACAAGUGAGUACUAUUAUCAGCGAGGCCCAAGACAUCUGGAAACAGAUGUCUGGGAUCAAAGGUCUACCCAACAGUCUUCGCAUAUACGUUGUGUUACAAGGUGUCAUCUCGAAAUUUCAUCUCGAGUUCAAUCAUGAACCUGACUUGAACCAUUUCAUUGAUGCUUUUUCUAAUAACGAGACUCCCCGGGCUUUGAGAUAUGCACCAGGACUCUCCUGCAAAACGUGCCAAGAGGAUUCAUCUCAUCAUCAUCAUCCGACCCAAGAAGAGAGACGAACGUAUACAGCAUUGAGCAUGUUCUCUCAUUUUAGAUCUCAUCACUCGAAUGGCCAAUUUUCCUCUUAUGCUAGUGGCCAGGCAAGAAACACCUUGGAUUGGAAGGAAGAUAUGAUAGAGCUACCUAGUGAUCGAUUCAUCUCUGGUUUAAUACACGCACCAGGAAUGGAUGACGAAAAGCUCCGCAUGAUUGCCACUGUCUUCCCGGCGCUUUUUCCAACCCCGCUGCCAAAGAUUGGGAGUGUAGAUGGGCACACUGUUGCUCUACCCGAAAAAAUGGCAUCCAAGGAACCAAAAUCCAGCUUGAAAGGAGAGGCAUCUGGAAUACCAUCUGAGAGCUCCGGUCCAUCAUCUUUGGCUUCACCUUAUACAGGGUCACCACGAACCGGUAAACCUACUCCGAAUGAAUAUGAUCCACAGCAGCCCGCGUUAUCAGGCCUUGGGCACCAGGUAGCUGCGCAAACUAACAGAAGAGGUUCAUAUUGGGGUAGUUCCCCACCCAUGGAAAGAAAGUCCCGAUCCUAUGCGGACCAGUCAUAUUAUCUACCGAGGGAUCCUCUGAGCCGCGAGAUUCUGCAUCCGGGAGAGAUACCCGAAUUUCAGUCGAACCAGAGAAGGUAUCGUGAGACUAGGCCGUAUCAUGAGGACUUUCAUGAACGUCAAUCCUUAUAUAGGGGCCACGACGAAGCCUUUUACCGUCCAGGGGAGGACCAUGGACUUACAUAUCCACGCAAUGGACUGCACGCUUCGGACUAUAGGCCAUCAUCCCGCCAAUUCCGCCACCCAGAAGCAGCCCGGUACUCAGUCUCUGAUGCUCGAUAUGUGGGGGAGUCAAGAGGACAAAACAUCAAUCUCUCAGAGGAGAAGCUGGCUGCAGACCAGGUACUAGAGGAUUUCGUCCCUAGUAGACCAUCUACCAAUGAGCAAUUAGAUGUGAGAGAUAAGCCUUUAUUGGAACCGGAUCUCGAUGACGGAUCACGAUAUUCACCACCACCUGUCAACACAGCCAACGCAGGAGGAGUCACGGAUCAACAUCGUCUCAGUGAUACAGCCCAGCCUCCUCCACCUUCGACUGUAUCUAAUGGCUCGAGGUAUGAGGAAGGCCGCCCAGCCCGGCGCCCUAUACUUACUCCAGAUUCGGCACGUGGGUCGCGGAGACCUGGGCCACAGAGACCAAGGGAUAGGCAACAUGGCGGCGCUCCUUCAAGGUACUAUAGAUAUAUGAGCGUUGCGCGGGAUGAACCAUAUUCCCGAGGUGCCAGCAUUAGCCGUUCUCAAAGCAAGCGGUAUGAAGAACAGCGGCGACGCAUUGAUGAACAAGAGACACCGCAGCCAACCGCAGAUCGGGAGCAGCCGUAUUCCCGAGAUCAUAGCGUAGAACGAGCACCGACGGAUGAUAAUACGUUCCACGGGCGUCCUGUCCCUCGAGAAUACGUCUCCGUGCAAGAUCGCCCUUAUCCACUUCCUUCGCCUCGUUACCGUUACAGCAGAUAUUCUGAAGAGUCUCGGGGACCAGCCCCCGUUUUCGUCGAUGAUCAUGGCUAUCCUUUCCAAGAGUAUGAGAUUGUGCGGAUCCCCCGAGAGCCCCAACCAGCACGUGGUUCGUAUGCUCCGCAUUCUCCUACUCGAUAUAUGGAGCACGAACCAGAAGACGUUCGAUAUAUUCCUGUCUCCUACGACCCCCCAUAUUCCCAUCGGUACGAUGGUGGUACCCAACGUGUCUACUACGACGAAAGAGAACGGCAUCCUGGUACGCGACGGCCGACAUAUACAUCGGAAACUGCGUAUGAGCCAGCUUUACCAGAAAUCAAAGUGGAGGCUAUCGCGCCCGUCACCGAGGCGCCCUGA
Messenger RNA from Periconia digitata, 4533 nucleotides. NCBI's taxonomy places the organism in Eukaryota, Fungi, Ascomycota, Dothideomycetes, Pleosporales, Periconiaceae. The record is from the annotation of a GenBank genome assembly.